AUGCCACCAGCAAAAAUACCAGGCUAUUAUUUUGAUGAGUCUCGAGGAAGAUACUUCAAGAUAACAAAUGGGGCAGUACGCUCUGUUGCAGAGGGGUCGCAGAAAUACCACAAUAAUGCAGUACAAGCUGAAAAGCGUAAUCAACAUUUUGACCAAAUAGAAAAACAAGAACAGAGUAAGGAGGAGAAACUUGCAAGGAAAAAGCGCCGUGGACAAGGGGUGAUUACAAACCCCAAUGGAAAACCAUAUCCUUCGCCGGAUAAGCUUGAUCAAAGAUUUCAAUGUGUCAACUGGGAUCAUAUGACGUUUCUCAAUAUGAAGACUGGAACUAUUGAUUUGAAGAACGUGUAUUACAAAGACGAUAUGGUCGAUCUAAUCAGACAUAAUACGAUAAAGGUAGAAAAGAAUCACGUGGUACCCCCACAGGGUCAUAUUGAGGCGUAUCACGAGGGUUACUUUGUUGUGGCGAGAAUGACAAUAAAAGAAGAGAGCGUGCUCAACAUGGCUGUGUUUUCGUCAUUUGAAAGUUUACAAGUCCCGGAACAAUCGUUUUAUUGCUAUGUAGGUGGCGAUUAUCAGAAUUUAACAAGAGAAUUAGCUGAUAAGCUUUUCAUGAUGGACGAGUAUGCUACUGUCAACACUCGUAUAUUUGCCGGCAGCGAAGAUUCUGGAGCCCGACUUAACCUUUUUCAACGAUAUAGAUUGAGCGGCAGAAAGUAUUGUAAUGUGAUAAAAUUUCAUGUUUUUCAUCCCAAACUUCGAUUUUUUGAAGAUUUAACCUUGCCGUUGAUGAAAUUUCUCAAAGUCCAAUUCGGCAAGUUACGCAAAAAGGGCCACAGUCUUGGGCAGUCGUUUGGACUUGAUAGCAUGGAAUUUAUCGAAUCUUCUGCGACCAGUAUUGAAGAAAUGAAUAAACUAAUAAAGAGCGGUGCUCCUGAGUAUCUAAUAAGAGAUCGUUUGGAGACGUUUUUGAUAGCUCGCGAUUGUGAGCGGCCAGCCUUUGUCUACCGGGCAGUUGACUUCCCGGAGAACAAGGUUGAAGAUUGCGAUGUUGUGGGCGGUCACAUUGUUGCUUUAACCACCAAUGGUCAAAUUGUCUAUUUCGAAUGGGAUUAUAACGCACGGAAAUUUCGGAAUUUCAAACUAUUUACCACUGGUAUGUGUUUGCUCUCCUGUCUGGUUAAAUUAUCGGGCAAUUUCAUUUAUGUGAGAACAAAUGAUGAGGUUUUAGUUAUCAACUACAAGGAGAAACGAAUUGAACGACAUCCCUUUGUCGGUCUUCGCAAGCUUUUCGUAUUAUCGCCCACAAAAUGGAUAGUGAUUAACCGCGCUCAAAUUCGGUAUUAUGAUCCUGGGACAAAAGAAUUUGAAUUUAUAAUGACAUAUAACAAUGGUAACAACACUUCUCAACAAUUUGAAAUAAUCAAUAACCACUUGAUUUUUGACGUUGGUACUAAAUUCAAAGUGGUUAAUCUAUCUCGAGCAAUCAAGGAUAAGUAUGCCGUGUUGGAGUUGAGCUUUGAUACAUACAAAUAUGGACCCUUUAGAGACUACAGUUUGUUUCGCAUAUUAGACAUGGGUGUCAAGCAUGGACGAACUCACGUGGGAUUUCAAUUUAUAAAUGCCGCCGACACACAUACGCGUUUUGAAUCAUUUUACAUAUAG
Molecule: messenger RNA, 1665 nt
Organism: Lodderomyces parapsilosis
Lineage: Eukaryota; Fungi; Ascomycota; Pichiomycetes; Serinales; Debaryomycetaceae
Exons: 1
Coding region: 1-1665 (554 amino acids)
Source: RefSeq, a predicted model, not a curated record